This is a messenger RNA of Symbiodinium sp. CCMP2592, 6636 nucleotides long. The record is from the annotation of a GenBank genome assembly. NCBI's taxonomy places the organism in Eukaryota, Dinophyceae, Suessiales, Symbiodiniaceae.
AUGGCUCUGAUGCAAUGGUGCCAGCUGCUACACGCUUAUUCAGAGCAGCUCAGCAAGCGGCACGGCAUGCAGUUCGUGCGCAGCCGAAGCAUCCACAGCAUAGCGUGUGUGCAUUGGCUCGUGCAGGCAGAGAACGAAAGCGCCUGGAAGUCAGAGUGGGCUCCUUCUUGGAUAGGGACCAAGAUUCAACGGACCAAUGAGAACCAUGCAGUUCAUCAGCGGGACAUUAUAGAUGUCGACGCCAAGCAAAGCGACAAGGUGAAGGGGCCAGUGGAAGUCGUGGACAUCGGCAGCAAUCCUUCGGGUGUCGUCCGGGCCUCGCACAGGAUAGCUGUCACCAAGGACGGCACGCAUGUGCUUCCGAAAUUGCUGAGCAAGUUUUCCCUGAACAGCCUGGCAUUCUGGAUGGGUGUUGGCACGGCAAGGAAUUCGCUGUGUGAUUUCUAUCUGGACGAACAGCGACGUGGAUUUGAGGGCUUGACAUCGGAGGAUCCCAUGUCCACGAUCGGCUAUCAGCUUGAGUUUGAUGAAACUGGCCAGAUACUUCGUCUUCGAAACGAGCAGGCCAGCGCCGAAACGAACACAACUCUGUCUGUUUUGGCAGCUUGCCUGAAAACGAUACAUGUGAUGCUUCUGAGUUCCGAGAUCAAGACAGUCCAUAUUUUCCUGUCAGAGAACAUAGAGAACAUUGAAGCUGUUCGAUGUUACCAAGGUGUCGCGGGCAACGCUGCUGGUGACUGUGGUGAAUCCACCGGCUGUGCUGCAACGGAAGACGGCUGCAUCUUUAUGGAAGGGUAUCGAGCAAACGCAGCCGGUAUCUCCGAUGAGCAUCAAGCGAAUCUGACGUCUGAGAUUCUAUGGAAGACGCUGGACGUCCUACCAGACCUGUUUUGCUUUGCAUCGAUCUUGCGGCAGGGGAGCCUCUUCUACGAAUUGCUGGUGCAAUGCCGUGAGAUUGUCGAGAAAACAGAGAUAUCCUACGAGCCGUCCUGUGCUCGCAUCGGAACCAAUGCUGACGCAGACAGUCUCCGGGGACACAACAUGGAGGUGCUGCUCAAAAUGGCUAAUGGGGCUUCCACGGAUUGCUGGCGCAUGCUUGGCGGCGACUCUAUGCUUCCGAUGCCUCCGUUGCCAGAGAGGUUUUUGGGAGUGGUUAUGGCUGAUGAUGGCGCGGCCAUGCAUGAGAGUGUUGCGGCCGCCGAGGAUUCGCCAGACAGGCGUACGGUUGCGCAACAUGUGCAGGCUGAGGCAGCUGAGGAGCCUCCGCCUGCGUCAGGCGGCUCGGUCCCAACUGCCGGUUCAACAGGUGGCUCAACGGUGACCGCGCCGAUCGCACCUGGUGUUGAAGCGGUUGAUAUGGCAGCCUUUAUCGACCGGAGCCAUCGGUUCAUGGACUGGGCGAUCAACAAGUUCAAGAACAUCGAAGAGAACCAGAUCAGGCUCAGGAACCACUUUGAACAGCUGGGGCGACGGUAUCCCGAAUUGGCUCUGCCUGCUGGCCCGCCUCCUCCCACGCCGGUCGGAUAUUCGGCUACAGCUCCGCCUCUGAUAAUGGAUCAUCGGGCAGAAGGUGAGGAAAGCGAGAGCAGCGCAUUUGCCAAUGACGAGGCGCUCGCAGCCGGCAUCGUCAAUGAUUCUGCGGGGACGGGGUCUGAUGACUAUCAUCGGGUCCAGAGGUUCAAAUUCUUCAAGGAGUCAUCGAACCAUCAAUGGCUUGCUGACGAUCCUGCGUCACUGCCGGCUGUGGCGAUGACGUCAUCUAUCAGGUCACCAGCAGCGAGGGCUAUUCGAGAGUAUGCAGAUAUGAUGCUGCAGACUCCGAAACUUCUUGAAGGCUUGGAUGCUGAUGAUAUCCAGAUGGCGCAUUUCAGCCUCCACUCCAUCAUGGGGCACACGUGGCAUCGGCUCGUGCUACCAUUCCAGGUUUGGCCGAUGAAGCUUUCAUUGAUCCUGGACGACACGCUGUCCGAUGAUGAGAAGCGGCAAACGAACACGGCCCCGAAGAUCUACUUCCUGGUGGGCAGUUGUACCCUCUGGUCCGAGUCCUACAACAAGUACAAGAUGUCCACCCGUGGCCGUGGACAAGGCAUUGCCGGAAUGGUCGGUGUUGAAGCGCAUGCAAAGGCAGCAAAGUUCAUCUUGACCGAGAUCCAGAAGGAACAUCAUCGGAACACUGAUGUGGUUUAUCUGUCUGAGAGUCUGAGAGAUGCGAUCCAGGACAAACCCAAGCAAUACAAUGGUUUCACAUUCUACAUGGCGAACUGCUUGCAGAAGAAGGUGACGGAGUCCGGAGAAAGCUCAGAGGACUCCCGCAAGCGUGUGUGGAACGAGGCCGUUGCACGAUGGAGGAGCAGUCCGAGUCUGAAGGAGGCCGAGCGUGAACGCCAACAGUUGCUUGUUGGUGCGGAUGCCGAUGCUGAAUUGGUUCCUAAUGAUGCUGAUCGAAACGGGCGGGGCGAUCCGAGCUACAGCAUUACCAAGUUCGACCUUGCAGGACUCUCAGACACGAACUUCGCGGUAAGUGAGGCAAACCUGCACAAGGCUCGAGCGGCCUACAGCGGCAACUGGAUUAAUGACAAGCACCACCACUUUCGCAAUACAUAUGGAUCCAUGAUGGUCAGUGCAGACACCGCCACCGGUCAGGAAUCUGGGGAUGAGGCUGUCUCAGAGUCUGCGUGUCAAUCAGUCUAUUGUCCAGGGAUUUGCCGCAGGCUUGUUGACAGGGUCAGAGAGCGGUACGAUGUGUUUCAGGCUGAAUGCAACGCGUUGCUCAGACGUCUGAGAUCUGUCAGACGCGAGAAGGGAUAUUUGCCUUUUCAUGGUAUCUUGAUGGUGAUGAACGAGCAAAGCAAAGCUCUUCUGCAGGUACACUUGCUCGCUCGUGUGUCGUUUUCUCCCUUUGACUUCUCAGCUGUGCAGAUGCGACUUCCACUGCAAGCUGACCUGCCGGUUCAUGUAGACACUGACAUCUGCGGUGCGAGUCCGAAUGCGAGUGUUACCCUGCGCAGCAAAGCUCAGCUUCUGUAUGAGCUGGCUGCAGUGGGCGGAUGUGUCUUGGCCACAACAAGCUACAGAGCUGUUUCCUUGAGAACAAUAGUUCUUGAUGGUGAUGAUGCUGUGGAGCUGCUGUCCGUUGUGCGGGCGGGUGGAAGCGGUGGCCCUGUGCAUGUCCCACGCAGAGCCGCCGGAGGAGACGACUCGGACACUGACAAGGAGGAAGCCGCUGUUGGUCAGCUGCAUGGGAUGCUGAAGCGUGUCUUCAUUCGAAAUGUUCCCAGAUGGUGGCUGUGCGCAGACUUCCCGAUAAUUGCGAACCUGCUCUACUGGCCUGGCUGGAAGCUGGUUUCAUUCCUUUCUGUCUAUGCCGCGUGGAUCAUAGUGGCGGCAUAUGGUGGCUGGAUGGUGACCUACGGAUCCAUGGCAGUCUUGGAUAAGGCUCUGGACGCAGAUCCCUGUGCCAACCACAAGUUCCUCGAGCAGCAAGAUGCAUUCAUCCUUCGGAAGAUUGAGAAUCCCAGUUUGAGGAUUGGGAAGCUGGACAGUGGCUUUCAAUCCGAACACGUGACGGUCAAUGAGACAAAGACCCAAGGCCUGAAAAAGCCAAAGAGGAAAUUUAUGGCAUUGGACGUCUAUGAAGCCAAACAUGGUACUGCUGAUCCGCUGAAAGUAAAAAUUCAGCGCAUCGAUGGUAUUGCCAUCAAGGGGGUAGAUGUGAUUGAAGAUGGGGACAUUGGCAUCUACGAGUACAUUGACGAGGUGGCCAACAAUGUGACACGCUCCACAGCUCUCUCUGACCCUGACCUGGUACUGUCUAGGGACCAAAACGCGACCAUCUUUUCGGCGGUGGCUAAACAGCUGACAUCUGCACCCGAUUCAUCCUGCGUCGUGAUUACGACUGGCUCGUCAUCAGCUGCAUCUGGCAUCAAGAGUGCCGACGACAUCAUCGGCGAUGCGGCUUCUGGUGACAAGGACACGGUCUCUGAUGGUGAUGAUGAAGAAGAGGAUGAAGCUUACCAGCCAUUUGCAGACUUGUUUGGUCGCUUGAAAGCAACGUCUGCCAAGGCGAAAGCAGCUGCAGGCAAGGCACAGACGUCGUUGGUGGGCAAACCACAGACGGCUCCAGGAGGCAAAGCACCAGCAGCAAAAAAAGCAAAAUGUCAGGCACGCAACAAGCGAGCAGAACCAGAGGCUGAAGUGCCCAACGUGACCCCAGCGAAGGCAAAGGCACUCCGCACUUCAGCUGCUGCAGCUGAGAAGGCUGAGCCACGCGAGUUGUGUCGUGAUGAUGCAGACGUUGUCGAGAAGUUUAAGGAGCAGAUCAACCAGUUCUGUGUCUUGAAUGUGGGCGCAGCAGAUGAUGAUGCAUCAUUCUCGGAAUGGUCCAAGGACAAGCUGCAGCUGAUGUCAUCGCUGAAGACACAGAUCGGCAACAAAAAGAAAUCAUCCAACCGUCGCAGCAAGGACAACACCUUGAGUGCUGAACUUGAUGUGCUGCUGACUGACCUGAACAAGAUCAUUGACCUUGUGCGGAAGUUGUCAGCUGGUACGUCUGAAGGCAGAGCACUGUACGAUGCCAUUACGGAGUUUCAGGAGCUGUCCUUGUGCCCGACAAUCUGGAAACGUGUCAUGCGAGCAGUGGCAUUCGAUGCAUUGAAAUUAGUACAGUGGGAUGCCUUCUUCACCGAGACCUAUGACCUGUGUGUCAAGCAUGUCCCGGAAGAGUACGCUGAACUCUUUCAGCUUCUCGCUUCACAGUUGCUGCAGCGUCUCCUUAAGGCCAUUCCCAUGAACAAGCCCAUCACAGCUGAGACAACGGCCUACCUCAAAGCGUUUGUGCUAAAGGCCCUCGAUCACCCCGAAAAGACACAAUCCAUUCACUGGACUCGGGAGGAUCAUGUGGACUUUCUGAAGUCGAUCCGGGAUGUGGUUGACUUCAGCAGAUCUCCUACUGUGGUCAAGAACGCCAUUGCCAGGCUGAAAGCAGAUGAUGGGGACAAUAAGCACUGGGCAGCCUCGUCAUUCCAGCUGCCGCAGGGCAAGAAGCUGUUCGAGGCUGCCGUGGCGAAUGCAAACCACAAGGAGUCAGUGUCAGGUGUGCUGGAUGCGUUGUCAGAUGCGGAAGAGCGUCUCUACAAGUCAGCAAUUUGUACAAUUGAGGCACCAUUCAUGGAGACCACCAAGAAAUGGUUCGAUGCCAGCCAUGGCCAGAUGGUUUCUGAUGCGUUGUUGAAGGUGACACACAAAAAGAUGAAAUCUUUGAAAGGUGCUGACAGGGAAAAAUUGGAGCGUGUCCAGACCAUGGCCAAGACCGGAGCCGUGGCCAUCGUCUUGGCCUACGUCAACUACGAGAUGCUGCCCUACCUGGACCUGUGGACAUCCAACCUCAAGGAGAAGCAUCGAACCAUUGAGGAAAUGAUGAAUUCAUCAUCGUGCAUCAUGCACCUGGCGGAUGCCUGCGGACACGGACUGGAAGCUUUGAUUGGCAUGUUCAAGGAUAUCAGUGCCUUCGUAAAAUCUACGGAUGACAAACUCCGUUCGUCGGACAAAUCAGCAGAACAGUUGGCCGCGCUGCCAACAACCUGGGAGGUCAAGACCAAAGCAAUGAUUGCAUCACUGUCAGCUUGUGUGUCCAAAGCUGAAGCAUCCGACCAAGCCACGGAGCUCGUUGAGCGUGUCAGGUCCGCUGUGGCUGAUACUAGCUCCACACUGUCGACUGUGUUGCAGCAAGGGGUGCAAGAUGAUGCUUGGUCUAGUGUGAAGGUGUGCAUCAACUGUCUUGCGGAGGCAGUGAAUGGCGACAAAGCUGGGGCAGAGCUUCUGCAAGGUGAAUUUCCGAGUGCUGUGGAAGCAUCCAAGCUGUACUCCACGGUUCUGGGUGAUGAGGGUAAGGCUGUUCUUGCCGGGGUUGAUGCCAUCUCUCUUGUGUUGAACGUCAUGGUGCUGGAAGGUUCACUUGAAUGUGUGGAUGCAGAUGAGAACACCUUGAUCACAUCACGUCAUGAGUUCAUUCAAGUCACCCGGACAAUGACAAGGUUGACACUGGAGAAGCUGAUGGCAUCUGUGUCUGAGCUGGACAAGAUGAACACCAAGCUGCUGUCCUCCGAUGUCAUUACGAAGGCUACCUCCAUUUGUCAGCGGGCCAUCGACAAAGGCCAGGCCGAGUUUGUCAACAUCGUAGAGACAUGCAAGGAACGACUUUCAGGAGCGCUUAUCCCCGAAAGCAAGCUAGACAUGCCUGAGUUUGUCAAUCAGCUGGAAUCCUACGAACAACUUUCGUCAGACACAGUGAAAACCUACUUUGACAUGAAGGUUGCUGAGGAUAUCGCUGGGAAAACAUCGGAGCUGAGUUCUGCUAUCGAUCAUGUCAAUGAGAUUGCGAAAGCAUUGAGUGUGGAUAUUGCCGAGAUCAUGGAUAUGAGCAUCUACAACACAUGCUACACGAACGCGAUCCGGUGGAUGGCCACAUGCAACGUCCUCUACGUGCUGAUCUCGAAAGCAGUUUCUCGUGCGGUGAUGACUGGUAGCAAGCCGAAUGCAAAAGUGCAACUGCAAUUUUCUGAGGCAUCGAAACUCGCGUCGGAUCAGGGAGCGGAGCUCCCCGUAUGCAUCCAGGCUCUCAUCACCAAUCUUCAGUAA